ACAGAUCAGGCAACACUGCCUCAAUCCACCAAAAUAUCCUUACACAGUACCCAGGAGGAGGAAAGAAAAGAAAAGAAAAAAAAGAAGAAGCAUAGUUACAGGUCUAGACCAUGGCAAGCACUUCUACAUUUCUUUCUAAUUCUAUUCAUCUUCCUCGCGCAAACACAUUAAAGCACCUUGAUGUCACCCGUCCUCAGCUUUUCUUCAAUCGUCCGCCUCGCAGGCAGAGAAGGCGCUUCUCAUUGCAAGCUUUGGCUCCUUCUGCAGCUGUAACUGUACCGAUCAAUAUGGACUACUUGGUGAGAGAAUUCAGCGGCCACGGAGUUAGUUUCGAGAGCAUCGGAGAGAGCUGCGUCGUCGAGAUGGCGUUGGACAACGGAAGCCUGGCCAAGUUGAUGCUGCCGAGCGGCCUGAUCACGUCGUACAAGCCGUUCAUGUGGCAUGGCACGACGCUCGAGGUGCUGCAUACCACGGUCUCCGAAGGAGAGGAUGGUGAAGCCGUUAUUCAAGGAGGGGUGUCCAUGGAUUUCAAGUGUAUAAAUGACGGCGGCAUGCCAUGGUCUCCUAGUAAUUGGACUCUUCGCAAUGUUAGUGGGAGUUCUGAUAAGUCAAUUCAGAUCGAACUUGGCUCUGCUGCUCCAGAGAAUAUGGCUGAAUUCAAAUGCGCUGUGACACUGCGGCACAACCUCCUUGCCUCAGAAUUCACUGUUAUAAACCGUAGAUCAUCAUCUCUCCAACUUUUGGGUUGUGUUAUGAACCAUCUCACUGUGAGCACACCCGAUGCAACGUAUGCGGUCGGACUGCAAGGCUCAAACUACCACGGUAGAAGACCAAUUAACACAGAAUUCAGUAUUAUUCCGCCGGAUUCCGAUAAGAAGAUAUCCUCUACAAGUGGUGGUGAGUCGUGGGCUCAGAAAGCUGCUCGAGGAUUGUUUUCUAGUUGGGAAACGAGGGAUGGAAUGAAAGAUGAAGCAGUAGAAGAAGAUUCCAUGAUAGAAGAAUCAGAGGGGGAGGAAGCUGACGAUUACGCCCACAUGACCGAGGAAAUGUGUCGGACAUAUACGAGCGCACCGAGGGAAUUCACAGUCAUUGACAGGGGAAGAAGAAACUCGGUUGCAGUAGGAAGAAGCGGGUUCGACGAUAUUUAUGUUCUUAGUCCAGGAUCAAAGCAUGAUUGGUAUGGAAAAUAUGCAUAUAUCUGCAUAGGCCCUACAAUGCAAACCCCUGUGUCCCUGGCUCCUGGAGGUACAUGGAAAGGAGCUCAAUACUUGCACAAUCCAAAUCUUUAAAUCAUACUGCAGAGACCGACUAAUCAUAUGGUACACUUUGCCAUUACGGUUUCCAAAGGAAGGGAAGGAAAAGAUCAAAAAAAAACAUAAUAAACACACUCCGUUGCAAACAUCAUGGGUAUUUUCUUUCGUUAAUAAAAUGGAGCUCCUAGAUGGUCUUUACAUUUUUC
Ananas comosus (pineapple) is the source of this 1459-nucleotide messenger RNA. RefSeq names its product protein NDH-DEPENDENT CYCLIC ELECTRON FLOW 5-like. Gene Ontology annotation, molecular function: catalytic activity; carbohydrate binding. NCBI's taxonomy places the organism in Eukaryota, Viridiplantae, Streptophyta, Magnoliopsida, Poales, Bromeliaceae. The record is from RefSeq and is a predicted model, not a curated record. The transcript has 3 exons. Bases 111 to 1289 code for a protein of 392 amino acids. Gene Ontology annotation, biological process: carbohydrate metabolic process.